This is a messenger RNA of Somion occarium, 779 nucleotides long. NCBI's taxonomy places the organism in Eukaryota, Fungi, Basidiomycota, Agaricomycetes, Polyporales, Cerrenaceae. The record is from the annotation of a GenBank genome assembly.
AUGCCUAGAAAGAAUGAAGCCCCAGCCCCUGCGACACGAACGCGUGUUUCUCGUGCUCGAGCAAAGGUUGCUUUUCGCGAAGCUGACAGCUUCGCCGAAAGUAUUGAUGAGAACCAGGAAGACAUAGAUGUUGAGGAUGAAGACGGCGGGGAUGAAGAUCAGAUGCUAGAUAUGAUCAAUAUGCUCAAGGAAUUCCAAAAGCGAAAGGCCUCAGCGAGCUCGUCUCGAAAUGCUGCCUUUCAAAAUAAGAAGAACUCGUUAUAUGCGGACGCCAGAAAGAACGCCGAACUGGUUGUCACCGAAGGCAUUGCCUACGUAGAGCAAUUUCGUACUAGGAUUGCUGAACUGCGAGCGAACGAGGUCCCAAGAGAUCAGCAUCUCAAGCAACUCACGACAAUCAUGAAGAGCCUCGAUGAGCCAGUUAGAGAGGUAUUGAAUGUAUAUCCGAACCUCUUCCAAGACCUAUCCCGUCGCCGAGCGGGAGAGAUUAACGAAACCAGUGCAAUGCUGGAGUCACACAUCGUAGAACGCCAGUACUCUCGUCGAAAGAUGAUCAAGAAUGCCAAGGUGCGGAUGGAUGAUGGGUUAGAGCAACAGAAGCUUGCAACAGAUGCUUCCGCCCUCAUCAAACACUAUAAGGCUUUGUUAUUAAUGUAACUGAUACCUGCUGUAUUUCUCGUAUUAUCAGUUUCGUCUCGAAAUUACCCGGAUACUCCCAAGUGCCGUGUCGGAAAGCAAUAAAUACAUCCAUCCGCGAACGAGCUAAAGAUACAUAUAGA